Messenger RNA from Oncorhynchus nerka (sockeye salmon), 5452 nucleotides. RefSeq lists its product as uncharacterized. Gene Ontology annotation, cellular component: chromatin; PcG protein complex; transcription regulator complex. The coding region runs from base 202 to 2079 and encodes 625 amino acids. Gene Ontology annotation, molecular function: DNA-binding transcription factor activity, RNA polymerase II-specific; RNA polymerase II cis-regulatory region sequence-specific DNA binding. The record is from RefSeq and is a predicted model, not a curated record. NCBI's taxonomy places the organism in Eukaryota, Metazoa, Chordata, Actinopteri, Salmoniformes, Salmonidae. Gene Ontology annotation, biological process: regulation of transcription by RNA polymerase II. The transcript is spliced from 7 exons.
UCACACUAAGAAGACGUAAACGGAAGUGAACAGUGACCGUUUUUAUUGUUGUUAUUUAAACAUUUAUUAACACCCUAGAAAAUUCGAGUCUUUAACUGCACCGCAUCACAUACUUACCCCACGUAGUGUUUAAUUCGCGUUUCAGACAGGACUUAGUUAAUAGAUGUUAUCUAAACGCUAGCUUGCUAACGUGAGCUAAAAAUGUCUAACUGUAUGGCUUAUCACGCUCAAAUAGCCUCCAUCAUGGAGGUUCUAGCGAAUGCAGCCGUGGCAGAGAUAUGUAAAGUCGUAGACGACGAUUAUGCACUGUUUCGUUUGGAAAUAACUCAAAGCCAGAAAGAAAACAGAGGAUUGCGGAGGAAACUACUGGAAAUGAAGGUCGCACGGGAGCGCGCAGAAAGGAUAAUGCGAGAGCGCGUCCUCGCCAGUCGUCCCAGUAGUGUCAAGAUCCUCGACCGAUACAGAGGAAUUGCAAGAGGUGAAGGACAUCUCACUGGAGGCCACAGGAGCUUUUUGAAGCCGGUGGGACACAACACAUGGAGAGAUGACCAACCAAUCACUGUUGAUGAGGGGAGUGGAACCUCAACCCAGCACGUUAUCGUGAUAGAGUCUGCAGAUGCAGAGGCUGCAGGUCCUGGGGUCAAGCAGGAGAGGUUUGAAGGAGAGGAGGACUUACGAUACAGCAGAGACAACCAGGCUGGAGCGUCUGGAUUGCCCCCUGUAGUCACGGAAGACCCCACUACCACCACAGUGCAGCCAGGGGCCCGACUCAGCAUCGUUGAGGAGGAUGAAGGUCCAGAGGUGCUGCUGGUGAAGGACGAGGUGUGUGAAGAGAGUCUGAGGAACACUGAUGGAACCAUGGUCAUGGAGGACAACCAGACGACACCACCUCCUGAACCCACAGAGGAACCAGCUGAGCAGCACAGGACCACACACAGUCUCACUGAGUCAGUAGACAUGGAGGAUGGGAAGCCUGAUCUGCUGCUGGUAAAAGAGGAGACAAUAGAAGACGGACCAGAGAGCAUUGACCUGCUGAGUGGACUAAAGAUGGGGGAGCAAGGUGGCUGGCUGGAGGCUAUCAGAGGAGACUGGGUGGCCGUCUUGGAUUCCCAGACGGGUGCAGCCAAGGGCCCAGGGGACGACGUCACUGAGCAGGUCCGGACCAGAGGCGACAUAGUAGAGACUGCAGUCCUUGAAGACCUGCUGAUAUCCGGUGUUACUGGCGGGAGAGACUGGACCUCUGAAGUGGAUGGUCACAAACCCUGGCAACAGAUCAGGAACAUGGAUCAGGAGCCGUCGCACUUCCUUCCCGAGUUGGAAAAAGGACCCAACCGUGAGGGACAGAGACUCAACCACCACACAGAACACAACCAGUGGACAGGUGGACUGAACAACCUCAGUCAUGGUGGUCAUCAGAGAGACGGAGGCUCCAGUCAGGGAUCCAGUCUGCAGUCCAGACCCUUCUCUUCACAGUCUCAGUGCGGGGAUAAAACAGGACCUUGGGCUGAUAGACCCUCCUGUUCCUAUGAUACACACACCACAAUAUCCAUGAUGAACAGUGCAGGUCACCCUGGGCUUCAGCCUUCACAGAGAGUGGUGGGAGACCCUCCUGGUGGGAGUCUAACAGGAAGUCUGUCUUCUCCUUCAGGGUCUCAUCUAAUCCCUGGUGAAUGGGUUCACAGAAGACCUGGGUCUAGCCUUCCUCAGUUACCUCAUGGUUACCCCACCAAUACAGACAGGGUCGGGUUGAGCACUCACCAGAAGAAGCACCUAGCCUACAACACAACACACAAUCCCAACAACACCCAAACAAUGGCAAGAGGUCACGGAGGGAGCUCAAAGAAUAACCACCUGAGGGUGGUGACUCCCGUUUCUACCUCUGGUGUCAUUGGGUCACAACGUGGGAGGCCGAGCAUUAGGACGGACACCGACAAGCCGUACGUCUGCCCCACGUGUGGGAAGCGCUUUACUGAGGCGAACUAUGUGAAGCAGCACCAGACCGUUCACACCCUUCAAGUGCAGACUAAACUACAAGAGCUUAUCAGACAUAGGAGUGUCCACAACGGGGAGAAAUCGUAGCAGUGUGUCUUCAGAUGUACGCAGGGGAUGUCAGGGAAUCACCUUUUAGCUGACAUAUUAUAGUUAUCAUGUGAAGUGUCUUGGGGUAAGAGUGUAAUUAACAACAUACCCCCUCAUUAACACUUUAACUUGUUUUUAAGAGACAGUACAUCAAGGCUCGAACAAGGACAGUUUAAUAUUGACCUUACGGAGGUGAUGUCAAUGGAAUAAAUUAAUUAUAUUAUUUUCUACUCUAUUCUUGCUAAACACACAGUUCUUUCUAAACAAGUUUGCUCUCAGCUUGAAAGAUACUGACCAUAGGAGAUUUGAUGUGUAAUGUAAUAAGCAGUACCGUAUUUCAAAGAACAGGGUAAAUAACUUUUUCAUUUAACCACACCCUUUGAACUAUUACGCCAACCAAUAAGGACUACAGCCUUAACUUGUGGAUUAUGGAGAGUCUAUGCUAAUGGUGCCACGUCAGUCACCCUACUCACUUGCACAGGUUCACCACAAAGGUGUCACCCCUCCUUUUUACAUUUUCUACACCAAUGACUGAGUGCCCACGCCAACCGCCAUUUUGUGAAGUUUGCCGAUGACGCAGUCCUCAGGUCAAUCCUCUCAAGAGCCUGACCAUGGCCCAGCCAUCCAGGACUUCAUUGACUGGUGUGGCAGUACGCCGCUGGAGUUGAAUGUCUUUAAGACAAAAUACAAUUAUUGUACAAUUAGCCCGCCAGUACAAUGAUCAUUGAUGGAGAAGGAGGUGGACAACAUGGACCAGUAUACAUAUCUUGGUACCAUCUUUGAUAACACCCGGAAGUUUGAGCAAAACACAGACGACCAUCAUCAAAAUAGCAGACACAAUACUUCCUCAGGAAAUUGAACUCAUUAAGUAUCCACAAAUCAAUAUCGCAAUCCUUUUCACAGUUCUUUCAUCGAGAGCAUUCUGUGUUGUCCUUCGUAUGCUGGUUUACAUCCCUCUCUGUCAAGAACAGAUACUGCCUUCAAGCCUUUCAGAAGUCUGGCCUCAUUCUUUGAGCAGCAGGCCAGGAGGAAAGCCUAUGACAUUGUGAGGGAGAGCACUGUGUCCUCAACCCGCAGUCCCAUCUACUCCCCUUUGGAACAUUACUUGUGCUUUCUCAAGUGUUCCACCAAUAGGUGCAGGGCGUUGUUUGUGCCCGAGGCCAAUCGCCUGGUUAACAGGAAAAUGUAAUGAAGACCUAGGGACUAUUCUGGAGAUAAUUAAUGGCAGGGCUAAACUAAGAACUGUGGCUACCAUGGACUUAAAAUGGCACCAUGCACUUUUAACUGAUGCCUUAGUUGUUGUAUUUUUGUCUCCUACUUAAAAAAAAAAAAUACUGUGUGUGUGUUUGUCCUGUCUGAAGCACCGUCAGCCCUGAACGAAUUGCCUCUCGAGGAUGAAUAGUUGAAUUCUAAUUUUUGAGAAGUAGAAUUGUUGCGGUUUUCUUUUUCUUUUGUGCAUCCUUUGCCCAGAGGCAGCGGGCUCUCCAUGUCACACUCCUCAGGAUCGACCUGUGUCGUGCUUUGCUCUCUGGAGCAGGUAGCAUUGAGUGUAGAGGUGGAUCAACUGAAAAUGAAUAUUUCUGGUGUUUGUGAUGCCCGCCGUUUGUUGAGACGUAGAUCCGGUGGCAAUGGCAAGACAGGGUAUUCUCAAUCUGUCUUGAACUAUGACACAGAGUUUCUACUGAUAAGGUCAGGUUAUAUUUGCUAUUCUGUGAGGCCUAUGUUCCAAACCCGCUAUGGUGCUUUUGUUGCAAGGAUUCAGACAUGUUGCAGCAAUGUCUAGAAGGGAGAUCCCACAAUGUGAGAAAUGUGCAGGAGGGCAUAGUCAGAGUGUUGGGAGUUGGGAUAGAGAAAGCACUGUGUCAACUGUGUGCCCUGUGAGAGAGAGAGACAGGUUGAGAUUGACAGAAUUUGAGUGGUGCAGAAAGUGUCCUAUGCUGAGGCAGUGAAGAGAAUAGAGGACAGCCCAAGGGUGAGUGAAUAGGCCUGAAGAGAGAGCUCCAGAGAGGAUGAAUGUUAGUAAAAUAGGGUUUCUUGCAUUUAUUGCUAUGGUUAACUGUCCUGCACUGAUGGAGUGUAAAUCCCAGAAAAUACAGGUAACUGCCAAAAUAAUGGAAACAAUUGAGUAAAUGAGGGAUGCAAAGUAUAUUGAAAGCAGAUGCUUCCACACAGGUUUGGUUCCUGAGUUAAUUAAGAAAUGAACAUCCCAUCAUGCUUAGGGUCAUGUAUAAAAAUACUGGGUAGGCCAUUAUUUUGGCUACCGUGGCUAUGCCCCCAUAGGGUGACAUUGUCCCCAUCCACAGGGCACAAGUGGUCACUGAAUGGUUUGAUGAGCAUAAAUUGUGUAAACCAUAUGCCAUGGCCAUCUCAGUAACCAGAUGUCAACCAACUUGAACACUUAUGGGAGAUUCUGGAGUGGCGCCCGAGACUUUUCCUGCACUAUCAACAAAACACCAAGUUAUGGACUGUCUUAUGGAUGAAUAGAUGUCACAUCCCUCCAAUAGAUUUCCAGACCUUUGUAGAAUCUAUGCCAAGACGCAUUAAAGCUGUUCUGGCUCCUGGUGGCCCAACGCCCUGUUAAAGACACUUAUGUUGCCGUUUCCUUUAUUUUGGCAGUUACCUGUAGAUGUGGCAGCAGCAGAUAUAUUUCUGGUUGUAAGAGAUUUUAGAAGAUCUACUACAGGGGGUUUAAAGAAAAGGGGACCAUCCUUCCAGGCUGUUGGCCAGGGGGCUCAUUUAUAAACCGUGCAUAUACAAAAUAUAUCCCAAAGGGAGAGUGCACCAGUUAAUUCAAAGAUCCAUAAGAGGAUGCACACGGGGGUAAAACCGUUCGGCUGCCACCCCUGCUGGGCCAGUUUCUCCCUCCUGUCCAACCUGAAGUGGCCCACACUGGAAAAAUCCUACAGCUGCCCCCAGUGUGAGAGAGAUUCUCUCAACAGCACCAGCUGAAGAGGCACCUGAAGGUUCACACGGGAGAGAGGACGUUCGCUUGUAAGAACUACGGGAAGAGGAUGCACACGGCCCAUGUAUAAUAUAUGUAAUGUAGUAUUAGUAAGUUUGUAGUUCAUUCUGUUGAUUUUGGAUGUAGUUGGAUGAGCUGGAUGAGGUGAACAGAGGAAAGAAUGAGUAGAUUAUAUGGUGAAGGUUGGUGUAAUGGUAUCUGUAAAAAUACUUCACUGAUAAAGUGAUCAGAUGCUGGUAUUUUAUAAAGAGUUUAAAAAAACUUGACAAAGUAGUCUAGAUGUGUGUAAUGUAAUGUUUAACAUUUUCCAAAGUAUUCUAAGUGGGGGCACCAGAUUUACAGAAAUGCUAAAGUGUUAGCAUAGUGUGAACAGUUAUGUAGAUGUAAUAAAGUAAUUCAUUUUCUUUCUAA